This is a messenger RNA of Talaromyces marneffei, 1695 nucleotides long. RefSeq lists its product as uncharacterized. The coding region runs from base 1 to 1695 and encodes 564 amino acids. NCBI's taxonomy places the organism in Eukaryota, Fungi, Ascomycota, Eurotiomycetes, Eurotiales, Trichocomaceae. Gene Ontology annotation, cellular component: membrane. Gene Ontology annotation, molecular function: amino acid transmembrane transporter activity. The transcript has 4 exons. The record is from RefSeq and is a predicted model, not a curated record. Gene Ontology annotation, biological process: amino acid transmembrane transport.
AUGUCGACAAACGCAACGUACUCCGAAAAGGGGCCGUUUUCAACAUCCAAGGGUGCGAAUAGUGAUUCCUCUUUACCACCCAGUGAUGGCGAUGCAGCGGCUACGGGAUCCGUAUCCAACGUCACUGCUGGAUCGCAAGCCCUACAUCGUAAGCUGAGGGGAAGAGAGGUUCAGCUUUUUGCCAUUGGCGGCGCUAUUGGUACUUCUCUUUAUGUGCAAAUAGCCUCUUCCCUCCCCAAAGGCGGCCCAGCCGGGCUCUUCAUCGCCUUCCUGAUCUGGGGCCUUGUCAUGUGGGCUGUAAACGAGUGUUUCGCUGAAAUGGUGACAUACAUGCCUGUACCAUCACCCUUCAUCCGUUUCGGCACAGAAUGGGUCGACGACGCGUUAGGGUUCGCCAUGGCAUGGAACUUUUUCCUCAACAUGGCAUUUCUCGUCCCCUUUGAAAUCGUCGCGAUGAACAUCAUGAUCACCUUUUGGACGGACAAAGUCCCUGUUGAAGCUAUCAUUGUGGCCAUGAUAGUGAUUUAUGCGCUGCUGAAUGUUGUCAGCGUCCGAUAUUUUGGUGUGGCAGAGUUUUAUCUGUCGAUCUUCAAGGUGAUUUUGAUGAUAGGCUUGUUCUGUUUCACCUUUAUUACCAUGCUGGGUGGGAACCCAAUUCAUGAUCGGUACGGCUUCAGAUAUUGGGAUAAGCCUGGUGCGUUUGUAGAGCACUUUUCUACAGGAAACACGGGCAGGUUUUUAGGGAUAUUGUCGUGCAUGUACCAAGCCAGUUUCUCGAUUACCGGCCCCGAAUACAUUUCAAUGGUCGCCGCCGAAACGGAGAAUCCUCGAAAGGUCCUACCUCCGGCUUUCCGCUCUUUCGUCUGGCGUAUCCUUGUCUUCUUCGUCGGAUCUUCACUCUGCAUGGGCAUUGUCAUCCCGUACAAUGAUUCAACUCUCCUUGGUAUUCUAGGAGGCACCGUCUCUGGCUCCGGUACAGGUGCAGCAUCACCAUAUGUCAUCGCCAUGCAACGACUACAAAUCCACGUCUUGCCUCACAUCGUAAACGCACUUAUCAUGACAUCCAUCUUCAGCGCCGGCAACGGUCUCCUUUUCACCGCAACCCGAACCCUACACGGAAUGUCCAUCUCGGGCCACGCACCAAAAGUCCUAUCCUACUGCACAAAGAAAGGUGUCCCCAUCUGGGCCCUUGCCAUCUCUAUAUUAUUCUGUCUCCUCGCCUUCUUGCAGGUCAACAGCUCCUCUGCAGAAGUAAUGACCUACCUCGUUGAUCUCGUAACGUGCUGCCAAAUGAUCAACUACGGUUUUACGGCAUUCACAUAUCGCCAUUUCUACUCCUCGCUCAAGAAACAGGGCAUCUCUCGUGAUACUCUUGCCUACAAGGGACGCUUCCAACCAUAUACCUCCUACCUAGCCAUGGGCGGAACGCUAUUCAUGCUUCUUGCCGGCGGAUAUGAUGUCUUCCUAACGGGAAGAUGGAGCAUAAUGUGGUUCUUCCUCGAUUACGGCAUGAUUGGAUUCUUUAUCAUUUUGUUCGUGGGCUGGAAGUUGAUCUUCAGAACCAAAUAUGUCCGGCCUGGAACAGCGGAUUUGAGUCUUGGUGGAUUAAAGGAGGAGAUUGAUGAUUAUGAGGUUGUGUAUGAGAUUGGUCAGGAGGGGAAGAAGACUACUUUUGUGGAUAAGUUGUUUGCUUAG